CUGUGUUUGGGAGGGCAAGAGAAAAACGUAGAGAGCAAAUGCAGAUUUCAUAGCAACACAGACAGUCACAGUCGCUUCACCCGGGAUUUGUGGCGUUUGUUUUCGACUUUUAAAGCACCUAUCUUGGAUUAUCAACGUUGUUGGUAUCGUUUUGAAGCAUCUUGAAGGUGGCCUUUCGCACCUGGAGCAUCACAUCUCUGAAUAGGCGAGAAGACCAGAUACAGAGUGAAAAGUGGGUUUUCUUCGACCUCACCAAGAGCUGUUUUUCUCACUCUCCUUCACAAUCUCUCAGCCCAUCUGCUGGAGCACUUGUGCCAAGGUUGUUUCAUAAGCAGAAAUUCAUCUCUUGUCCGCAUUACUUUGAGUCACUUUUUCCUCAAGAUAACGGCUGGCAUCCUUCGCUUUUUGGCGAUUUUUUAUUUGAAAAUCUGCACUUUUUAAAAGCCCUCAACGAAGGGCUCACAGCCCAAUACCCUUUGACUUUGCAGGAGAAGCAAUGAACUCUCUCCUCAGUUCUUUAAACUACCAACCAAUAACCAUGAUUCACGCGUGUAUUCAUAGUAGUCCCACUUAAAUUAGAGUUCUUCCUGUUUUCACCUCGGCUGACAUCUUAAUAAAGCUGUUCCAGCCUCAUCCAACUCUAGUAUGAGUUAUGACAACCCUAAAUCAAUGCCCAGCAUCAGUGCUCGGGGGCGGGCGGCGAGGGCCGACGAGAAAGACCAUGACCAGGAAGCAGAGUCGGGGUUAAACACCAGCGGCGGUAAGCCCGGUGCCAAUGUCGCCGCUCAGGAGCAGGCCAGUGGAAAUGGAGGCGGCUCCGUCGGCAGCUCGUCUCCCAGCGUGGGGUCGGGAUCCCGAGACCGAAGGGAGCCCAACUCCGACGACAUGGACGGACUCUCCAGCGGAAACGACUCCGGGGAGAGGGAGAGCGAAGGCGGGAUGGAGAGAGACAACGGGUCACGCGGGCGCCAGUCCGUGCGCAGCUCCCACAACUCGUCAAACGGCAAGGACUCCGGCAUGAUGCUGGGACACACGGAGAGCAACAAGAGCUCCAACUCCCAGAGUCUCUCACCCCCCAGCAGCUCGCUGGCCUACAGCCUGCUGUCCACCAGCUCGGAGCACGGCCACCCCUCUACCUCCGGCUGCAGCAGCAACCAAUCGGCGAGGGUCCAGACCCAGAAAGAUCUGAUGAAGGCAAUCAAGGAGCUGAAGGUCCGCCUGCCGACUGAGCGCAAGGCCAAGGGCCACACCAGCACACUAAACGCGCUGAAAUACGCGCUGCAGUGUGUCAAACAAGUCCGAGCCAACAAGGAGUACUAUCACCAGUGGAGCGUAGAGGAGUGUCACGACUGCAGUCUGGACUUGUCUGCCUUCACUAUUGAGGAGCUUGACAACAUCACCUCAGAAUACACCCUCAAAAACACCGACACUUUCACCAUGGGCGUGUCAUUUUUGUCAGGGAAGGUCGUGUACGUCUCACCCCAGGGCUCGUCCCUGCUGCGCUGUAAGCCGGAGCGUCUCCAGGGGACGAUGUUUUCUGAACUUUUGGCCCCGCAGGACGUCAGCACUUUCUACAGCGGCACAGCACCCUGCCGCCUGCCCAACUGGGCCUCCUGCAUCGGAUCUGCGUCUCCUCAAGUCGAUUGCACUCAGGAGAAGUCCAUGUUCUGUCGAAUCAGCGCCGACCAGGCGCAGGGAGGCGAGAUGCGCUACUUCCCGUUUCGCCUCACACCCUACCAGCUCACCAUCAGAGAUUCGGAUGACGCUGAGCCACAGCCCUGCUGCUUGCUCAUCGCAGAGAAGGUCCACUCUGGAUAUGAAGCUCCUCGUAUCCCUGCAGACAAGAGGAUCUUCACCACCAGUCACACUCCCAGCUGCCUCUUCCAGGAAGUUGAUGAGAGGGCAGUGCCGUUGUUGGGCUACCUGCCUCAGGACUUGGUGGGAACCUCCGCCCUCCUCUACAUCCACCCCGAGGACCGGCCCUUAAUGGUGGCUAUACAUGAGAAGAUCUUUCAGUUUGCAGGGCAGCCGUUUGACUAUACGCCCCUGAGGAUGUGUGCCCGCAACGGGGAAUAUCUGACCAUCGACACCAGCUGGUCUUCCUUUGUCAACCCCUGGAGCCGGAAGGUGGCAUUCAUCGUAGGGCGCCACAAAGUCAGAACGAGCCCUCUGAAUGAAGACGUGUUCACGACACCCCUGGGAUGCGAGACCCGGGCCACCACGCCGGACGUCGUCCAGCUGAGCGAGAAGAUCCACCGGCUCCUUGUGCAGCCGGUGCACAGCGGCAGCUCUCAGGGCUACAGCUCGCUCGGGUCCAGCGGCUCACGAGGCUCCCGGCAUUCACACCAACCGCACCACGCCAGCGCCUCGGCCACCUCGUCCAGCGACAGCAACGGCCCCGCCAUGGACAAAGCUGCCGUCGCGGUCGCUCUGCACAAACCUAUGACAUUCCAGCAGAUCUGUAAAGAUGUCCACAUGGUCAAGACUAGUGGACAGCAGGUUUUCAUCGAGUCCCGUAACCGACCGCUGCCAAGAAAAAACGCCAGCGCAGGCGCAGCGAGCCUCAGAGCAAUCAGCGCUGACCCAAUCCGAGGUUUGAUAGCCGAUAUGACAAAACCACCCAAAGCUCUGAUCCCUGCUCCGCUUGUACCCAAGGAGUCCCCCGCUGGCUACUCCUACCAGCAGAUCAACUGUCUGGACAGCAUCAUAAGGUACCUGGACAGCUGUAACAUUCCUAGCACAGUUAAAAGGAAGUGUGGCUCCUACACUUCCACGUCUGAUGACGACAAGGAAGCCGGCAACAAAACAGCAGGUGGUUCAGUUAACCUCGUAAGUGAACCACCUUCUCUGCCUCCCCUGACCAUGGCCACAAAGGCAGAGAGUGUAGCCUCAGUCACGUCGCAGUGUAGCUUCAGCAGCACCAUCGUGCAUGUGGGAGACAAGAAGCCUCCUGAGUCAGACAUCAUCAUGGAGGAGGCUCCAACACCAACUCUUCCAGCCAGCGGUCGAACACCUCCUCCCGCUAACGCGGCAAUGACCGUUCUUCCUCUCCCUUCGCCGCCUCCUCCCCCUCAGGCCACUCUGCCACAGAGGGAGAGCCGGAGAAAUGGAAGUGUGGGAGGAGGCCGCAUGGGUCUCACAAAGGAGGUGCUGUCUGCACACACCCAGCAGGAGGAGCAGGCGUUCCUUGACCAGUUCAAGGACCUCAGCAAGCUGCGUGUUUUCGAUCAGGCGGCGUCUUCAGCUCUGCGCUGUCAGAACCCAGCUGCUAACCCUCUAUCACGAGGAGCGCGUUGUUCUCGGGAUUACCCAGCCGCUGGAAGCAGCACCAGUCGCAGACGCGGUCGCGGCGGUAAGAGGCUCAAGCACCAGGAGUCGUCUGACCAGCACAGUUCUCUGGCCCUGAGCGGAAGCCGGUGCGACCCCAGAACCAGCGCCGCACCCAUUCCCAUGAACAUGCCCAUGAACAUGCCCCUGAACAUGUCCAUCGGACCCCAGACAAACUCAUCGUCCUGGCCGUCUGUAGGCUCCCAGGCCAGCAUUCCCGCCGCCCCUUUCGCUCCCGGUAUGCUUCCACUCUACCCCGCUUACCCACCGAUGGCACUGCCCAUACCCGAUCCAUCACGUUUCCCCGCCACCCAGAUGGUACCCCCCAUGAUGGCCCUCGUUCUGCCCAACUACAUGUUCCCCCAGAUGGGGGGGCCCAUCCCGCAGAUCGGGGCGCCCAUCCCGCAUAUGGGGCCGCCCAUGCCACAGAUGGUGGCGCCCAUCCCUCAGACAGGCCCCACCCCCGGACACUUCUACAAUCCUAACUUCCCGUACCCCACCGUCACCCCAGCGGUCGUCCCCACCAUCCUUUCCAACACCGUACCCAUUCCGGCCACCUGCGCCCCGUCUCGCAGCUGCACCCCGCAGUCCUACAGCCAGAUGCCCGCCGACGGCGCAGAGUCCCCCCUCUUCCAGUCCCGAUGCUCCUCGCCUCUCAACCUGCUGCAGCUGGAGGAGUCACCGAGCGCCCGGUUGGACGUCGCCACGGCCCUGGCGGCGUCGCAGCAAGCCACGCCGUCCGUGCAGGGCGGUGCCGCUGGGGGACAGAGCUCAGCCAAUCAGAGGAGCUCUGAUGAUGCCUCCAAGGAGAAUGAGAACGCUAAUGAGUCCAACAAUGACGCCAUGUCCACCUCCAGCGACCUGCUGGAUAUGCUGCUGCAGGAAGACGCCCGCUCCGGCACCGGCUCAGCUGCUUCUGGGUCAGGGUCCUCCGGAACGAGGUCCUCUGGUUCAGGCUCCGGCUCCAACGGCUGCAGCUCUUCUGGCACCAGCGGCAUGAGCAGCAGCCAGGGCAGCCACACCAGCAAGUACUUUGGCAGCAUCGACUCAUCAGAGAACGAUCAUUCCCGCAAACAGCCAGCAGGGGGCAGCAGUAGCGGCGGAGGAGACAGUGGCGAGGAGCAGUUCAUAAAGUGUGUCCUGCAGGACCCCAUCUGGCUGCUGAUGGCCAACACCGACGACAAGGUCAUGAUGACCUAUCAGCUUCCCGUCAGAGACAUGGAGACCGUGCUGCGACAAGACCGCGAGGCCUUGAGGAGCAUGCAGAAACACCAGCCACGCUUCACCGAGGUCCAGAAGAGGGAGCUGAGCCAGGUGCACCCCUGGAUCCGCACAGGGCGCCUGCCCAGAGCCAUCAAUAUCUCUGGCUGCACAGGCUGCAAGUCUCCCCCCUCCGUUCCCGCAGCUCCGUUCGACGUGGAAAUCCACGAGAUGGAGCUGUGCAGCGUGCUGAAAGCUCAGGACGAGGGCGCCACAAAGGGCAAGAAAAUUCGGCUAGCGACGGCCAUGGAUGACGAAGAAGAAGAGGAGGAGAAAGGAGCCAAAACAGAAGUCACUAACCAAGACAUGACAGCAGAGGAGGAGCAGCAAGUGACCUCAGAAGAAAAGUCCCUCAUGACUCACUAAGCGAGGCGGCCAAAGAUAAAGAACACUAUCACGGCGUUCUCUACGCUGAUGUGCAGAAGAUGUGCACCUGUCAGGACUUCCUGUCUAUCAUUAAAACACCGUUACACAAGGUGUUGAAGUGGGAAUGUUCUGGGACUUCAAAAAAAGGUGCAUAUUGCUUGAGGCAACUUCCAUUCAUUGUGCAACAGCUCAGGCAGUUCAUUCAUAAUGGAGUCUGACUUUGAUGACGGCACAACAGGCAUGUUGCAAGACUGCAUAUCGAAUGCCUUGGAAACCACGGGGCACAACAGGCAUGUUGCAGGACGGCAUAUCGAAUGCCUUGGAAACCACAGGACACUCCCGUUUUAGAGGGAAUUAGCACCUCACUUUUCCCUGUUCUCGUAGGUCACGGCUUAUUUAUUCAAGUUGUAAGAUCACAGAAAGGAAUCGCAGAGGACUAAGGUGAAUGUGUUUCAAAAAGAAAAGGCGCGUUUUUUUACGCGAAAGAUGGAUGUGCUUCACCAACAGUGUCCUCCCGUCACGUUUUCGGGUUCAAGCUCACGAGGGAAAGAAGGGAGUUUUCUUCUUCUGGUUGAAUGUUUUCCCAAGUCGUCUGGGAUCCUGCUCAAAGACUGACUUUUGUUUUAUGUGAAAAGGAUCACCCCGAUUAAAGGAAAAAGCACCCUAUAGACGAUAUGUACAGUGAGAAAUCGGGUUAUUUUGUAAACAAUGUGUAUAUUUUUAUACUUUCAUCCACUGCAAAUAGAGAAGGGGAUAGAAAUGUGAAAAAAAAAUGUGAAAAUUCAGGAUUGAAAUGUAUGAAAGAAAAACAGACUUUGGAAUGAAGAUGGUGUUUUUCGUGACACAGCGACCUAGCUGCUUCACUGGAGGAAUGAACAGUUAACGGUGGAGCAGCGUGACAAUUGCCAGGAGACGACCACGGACUUAAAGGUUUCUCCUCAGCCGGGCAUUAGUUUGCGCACUGGUGAGACGAAUGAACAAUGCCUCUCAGAGAAAUGAUUCUCUCACGGACAGUAUUACCCAAACUGCCAGGACCCCGAGGAGCUGUAAAACCUUCGGAGGGAGAGCUCUCGUGUCGCCAGUGCUUGUUCACGGUGGUUAAGUGGAUUUGAAAGGAGGUGGAUGUAACUCUAAAAAGUCUGGAGAGAGAUUCUCUCUUUGUCCCUUUCUCUCUCUUCCUCUCUGUGGCACCGUUCUGGUCAUGUGAUAUCCUUUUACUUUAUGGCGUCCAGUGGUGUCUGCAACACUUUCUAAAUAUUUUUGUGAAAUUCUUUGUACAAAAAAAGACAAUAAAAUGACUUUAAAAUGA
Molecule: messenger RNA, 6262 nt
Organism: Sebastes umbrosus (honeycomb rockfish)
Lineage: Eukaryota; Metazoa; Chordata; Actinopteri; Perciformes; Sebastidae
Gene: per1b
Product: period circadian clock 1b
Exons: 19
Coding region: 646-4953 (1435 amino acids)
Biological process (GO): negative regulation of transcription by RNA polymerase II; entrainment of circadian clock by photoperiod; circadian regulation of gene expression
Cellular component (GO): nucleus; cytoplasm
Molecular function (GO): transcription corepressor binding; transcription cis-regulatory region binding
Source: RefSeq, a predicted model, not a curated record